Messenger RNA from Cydia pomonella (codling moth), 5739 nucleotides. It is a transcript of the gene Rab19, whose product is annotated as ras-related protein Rab-43. Gene Ontology annotation, cellular component: trans-Golgi network. Lineage: Eukaryota; Metazoa; Arthropoda; Insecta; Lepidoptera; Tortricidae. Bases 138 to 791 code for a protein of 217 amino acids. The record is from RefSeq and is a predicted model, not a curated record. Gene Ontology annotation, molecular function: GTPase activity; GTP binding. The transcript is spliced from 4 exons.
AAAACCUGCAAAAUGUCAUAUAACGAAAUGACAUUUCUAGUAUUUCAUUUCAGUUCAGUCAAACUGAAAGAAAAAAUGGAAAGGACGUAAACAGAAAAUUACAAUAAAUUUAAUUAAAAUAAUUUUCCUCUCUAAUCAUGAGUAACCGUAAUCCAAAUACAUUGAUGACUAUCCCAGACGAACAGUUUGACUAUCUAUUUAAAAUUGUGUUAAUCGGAGACUGUGGCACGGGGAAAACAUGCAUUGUGCAACGAUUAAAAUCAGGGAAUUUUAUCGAAAGACACGGGAAUACGAUAGGCGUUGACUUUUCUAUGAAAACACUAAUAGUAGACGGAAAGAAGGUCAAGCUGCAAAUAUGGGAUACGGCCGGCCAGGAGCGCUUCAGGACAAUCACCCAGAGCUAUUAUCGUUCCGCAAAUGGAGUAAUUAUUGUAUACGACAUUACGAAGCGUUCAACAUUCUUAUCACUCCAAAAAUGGAUUGAAGAGGUGAGACGGUAUACAUCGUCAAAUGUGAUAGUAUCAUUGAUUGGUAACAAGUGUGAUUUGGCGGAGCAACGGGAGGUUGAGCCAGAUGAACCAAAAUCCUUCUGCCGCUAUGUGCCUGAAAUCAUGUUUGUGUUGGAGACAUCGGCCAAAGACAACACCAAUGUUGAGGAUACAUUCCGGAGCCUAGCCACAGAAUUAAAGAGGCAACAUGACAACAGUGAAGGGCCACCAGCAGAGUCCGACUCAGUAGUCCUCGGAGAGAGCCACUCCAUAAGCAGAUGUCAACCUUGUCGCUCAUCUUAGAUGAGAAAUCAGGUAUUUUAUAACAAAAUAUUGUCACAAUCUAGGCUAUGUAAUUUGAUACCGUUAAAUAUUCAGGCCUCUUUCUAAUUUAAUUUACUUAGUUUUUUUUUCAAAUCUUUUUUGAGUUUUACUUAUUUCCUCCAUUUUUUGUUUAUAACAAAGUUUUAUAAAUGCAUCUGACACAUGUACAUAAAUACCUAAGUAAAUACUAAAACGCGCCCAACAUUUUUAUCGUGUAGUGCUAAAAAUUCCAAGUGAGAAUAACCCAAAAAGGUAAAUUCAAAGUGUAAUAAAAAUUGUACAGUAGAAGUAGGUAUGACACUGACAACUUAUAUCUUAAUGAUACAGUUUAGUAAUAAAACAUUAAGUAAAAUAAAGCAGUUACCAGGAAGAAUUUAACCUAUACAUGCCCAUUGGGUUGUUUUCGAUACACAGGAAAAUAAUCUCUCCUACUCAUUAAAAAUAGUCUGAAGUCGAGGAGUCCGAACCAAAAACAAUUUCUGGGCAUAAAUGGGUUUAAGUAUCAAUCAUAUGAACUGAUUCUUCUGAGAACAAUGUAUCAAUAAGUAUGCACAUAGUGUCAUUACUUUCCCAGUAAUGUUACUCAUUUUCUGGUAGCUGUGGGUUGGUAUGUUCGUAACGUUGAGGCCUGACGUUUACAUCGUUUUGAGAUUUACACACAUUUACAGUAUUUGUUUAUUCUUCUAAUGUGCCUUUAGUCAUGAAAUCAGGUUAGUUGAAAUUGGAGAUGUUUUUUUUAAUGAGUUAUUUUACGCUUAUCCCCUGGACUGCAUAUUCCUUAUAAAUGGUAUAAUUUACUCGAAUUUAAUUUAGUAAGAAAAAAGCUUAUGGUUGAUAUUGUAGGUAGGUAUAGGUAUAUGGAUUUUUCUGUUUUCCUCUUUUUGGAUUGUCAUUUACGUUAUAUUUGUAAAAAAAAGUAAUUAUGACUACAUACACAAUCUUGUAUUAAAAGUGUGGAUAUUGAUUUAUCCAACAACUAAUAAAUCAUAUGAAGUCGAGCACGGCAAAGAAAGUUUCUCUGGGAAAGUAAAUUCUAAGCUAAUAAGUAGAUGUUUAUGUAGGCAGCAAUAAAACUCGGUUUCCACCGUCUUGCCUAUCGGGUACAGGUACGGGUACGGGUCUUGGUGUGAAAGUAGCCCAUAUAAAUAUAUUUCGGCUUGCCUACUGAUUAUUUUGACAUCUAAUCUGAUGAUAUUCAAUUGAAAUGAAAAAAAAAACUGUUAUUGACAUUUAUGAAAUCUCAUUUUCUUCAUGAUAUAUUUACUUUAUUUUUAAAGUCACUGUUUAAUUUUUAGUUGGUGCUCAUAGUAAUGAUCUUUUAGCUUGUAUAGUGGAUGAAUUUAUGUAUAUGUAGAUGGGCUCGUUUGGUGGUAACAUUAGGGUUAAGAUCAUGACAUUCAUGACCACCAUCAGUUUCGAUAUUGUAAAUUAUUAGAUAAUGUAAUUGUACCACCUAGUCGAGACUGAUAUAAGCCAUAUAUUAGUAUUGAUUGUUAUAAACCCAGAAUUGUAUGCAUAAUUAUAUAAAUUAUAAGUAAAAUCUUAAGCAUGUAAUACUCAGUCCGGAUUAGUCAAAAUUAAGUCCUUUUACAUUGUAUGAAGACUCGAUUUUCUUCAACCUCAUGCUUUAACGCGUAAGUGGGUUUAUUACGUGUAAUAUGCCAAGUUUUACUAUAACAGUUUCAUGCAAGACGGCGUAACUAAAUUUUAACGACUUUAAGGAAUCUUUUGUAUUUUUUGUUCUAUCAUAUGAACUAUGCAUACAAAAACUUUCUAUGAAUUAAUGGUGCCUUUUUGUAUGCAGUCAAUGCAUAAGGUCCGGCAUACAUUCAUAAUCAUGCUAAUCAAUGAAAUACAUAACAUGAAGAUAUUACAUAUUAGAAGUCGAAGUUACAGUCUUCUUGUUAUCUUUAUGCAGUAUCAGAAUAUAAACCAGAUUAGAUCUCUGAUUCUGAUAAGAUCUCGGAGCGGUUAAAAUGAAAGAUUUUAGAGCUAACGCAAACGGCGGUUUUUGAUGAAAGACAAUCGGGCGUUUCGAAUCUAACUCCUACAUAAUUAUGUCCUAUAAUAUUGGGAUUGGCAGGAUCUUGCUCAAUACAGGAAGGAUUGGAAAGGGAGAGGGGAGGCCGUUGCCCAGCAGUGGGACACACAAAGAGGCCAAAAAUAUUAUACAUACUAUUUUACUACAUCACUACAUGUAACCGUUUCUCGGAUUUGGAAUACGUGGUAGCAGAUAUAUACAGGGCGUCCCUAGACUGGGACAUUAACUUAACGGAAAGUACCUUAAAUAUCGUAGAUAGGAUAUCUUGCUGAAAGAAGACUUUAUGUUAUUUAUAAAAGUCAGUAAUUCUGCAUUUAAAGAUUUUCUAAGAAUUACUUGCUUCGUCUGGGAAUCGAACCCACUUAAAUGUGAAAUAAUAGUUACAUGCGUGAUAUAUUGCGUGCCCGAAAUAUGGUUAGAACAUCACAUGUGUAUCGCUCGAAAAACCGCCGUACGCGCCGGCCCUAAAUGUUGCGAAGCAUCGCAUGUGUUCAAUAUUCAGGAAAUUUAAUAAGUAGGUGCUUCUGUAAUAAAUCAGAUUAAAUGCUUUUAUAUAGACAAUUAUCCGUAAAAUAGCCAAAAGUGCGUCGUUUGUACUUUUGUAAGGACUGAGUCUGGCUUAUUAAGAGGCAAUAUAAAUGUAAUCUCGUCGAUGUAGAAAAAGUGAGCUUUGGUGCACACGUGUAUAAUGUAAGUACGAUUUCGGCGAGUAGUCAACUGCCCGAUCGGCGGCGAUAAGCGAGUAGCGAUUUUCUCUUAGAAAAAUUUCUUCAAGAACCGUUAGUGACGCAUCACUAAUAUAAUCGUAUUCUUCUCUUUUCACAUGGAAGGUACAUGUAUUAUUCAUAUUUCUUGCGCGAAACUUUUAGUCGGUCGCUCGACGCUGGUGCCGACCCUUAUGCUGGAUGGGCACCUGGGUACUCCGCAAUAGUUCAGUUCUAACUAAAAAUACUUUUUGUUGUAAACUGUAUGUUUUAAGAAUCUUACAGUUUUAUGGAAUAAAUGAGGAGUAUCCGCGUGUGGAGGUACAUUAUUUAAACUACAGUCGCCACCAGAUAUAUCGGAACGGCCAAGGUGCUCACAAGUAUCUGAACACGCACUCUAACGCUUUGACAAUAUUAUAGAGGCGUGUUCAGAUAUUUGAGAACCCCUUGGCCGCUCCGAUAUAUCUGAUGGUGACCGUACCUACGUAUUGGCUAUGACGAUGUGAGGCAGCAACAACCGAUGACAAUGUACAUCAUGGCAAAAACUUGAACUGCGGUGGACCCAAUUUGUCAAUUAGGUAAUCAAUAUGAUCUUUAACUAACCAACCAAUUGGCUCCCUUAAUCGUGCUCAUAGCCAAUAUUUUUGAUUAUCAUGAACUCCAGCGCGAGCAUAAAGGAGGCUCUGGGCCGUUGUAUAUAAAAUGUAUCUUAUUGCUCGCCUACUGCUCGCAUUGCAAAUAUGGAGGCACGGUAGUGCCCCCCCCCCCACCCCCCAUCCUUUAAUUCGGACACGUAGGGUUUUACGACCUUCAUAGGAAGUAACCACUGAAAUUGGCUAUGAUAUUGAUUGAACAAAGAUAUUAGAAAAGAUGCCCUAUUUAAUAAAACAAUAUUUACAAUUGAAUUAUUUUAAACACUUGUGUAUUGCAAGUAUCUGCCGUAGCUUGUCAUAUAAUUGUAAUGACCUUUUAGUAAAAUAAAAUACAAUUUUGUAAUAUAAAUCAUUAUAUUUUUAUUAAGUAGUUCUAAAUGUUAGAGGUCACAUGGUUUGCUAUAUAUGGCCAGAUAGAUGUCCAAAUAUUACAUGAAUUCAUCUUUUUCUUUUUUCAAGCAGUGCGUUUAGGAUUUUACAAAUCUAUGCAAAAAAACAGUCAACAUUGUCGAUUGUGUGGCGUAAGAUAUAAAUGUUAGAGUGAGACAGACUACUUUUGAGUCUAUCUCCUAAUUCCUAUAUCGUACAUGUCUUUCUGUUAUGCAGACCAUGUAGAAAACCCUUUAGAUAUUUACAUGAAUCGGAAUUGUAGAAGUAUCGUCCAAACAUAAUAUCUAAAAUUCCUAUUAAUGGCGAGGCGUCACAUUGACUCAAAAACGCUACAAAAGUUGGCAGUUGUUAUUACAUUCUUUGUGGUCAAUUUCUAGGUUAGAAUUCAGUUUCAAUAUGGACGCCCCGCCAUUAAGGGUACUUCCCUAUAUUUCCCUGGAAUAGGUAUGUUUUGCCCAAUAAUCAACUAUAUUCUCCUAAGUCCCGAUGUCCUUUUAAAAUGUCAAAAUCAAAUCGAAUUUUAAACUAUAAUGAAAUAAAAAAGGUUCCAAAUUCGAAAUGACUGGAACUUAGGAGGUUAUUGAAGACCCCUCAGCUUGGAACUAUACCAGUAUCAAAACCAUCUGACCAUGAGCAUGAAGAUGAAGCAGAUAGUAUAUCGGAUCUCUCGUUCGCACCCGUGCCGCACAUAAUUUCUAUUACUUCAUUAAUCAAUCAAUCAAAUCAUCUUCAUCAGAUAGUUUUGAUUCAAGUAUAACUGGAAGUACCCUAAGAUUAUUAAUAUAGUAGAAUUAGAUAUCAGUAGUCACGUUAAACAAAAUAAUACCGUUUAAAUAAAGCCUUAGGGCCUAAAUUUAUAGAUAAUUUAGUUAUAAGUCGAAUCUCUGUGAUUUUGUUUCUCAGUGCAUCUAUUUUAAGUCUUCUAAGUUGUAACACGGCCUCUUUUAGUCAAUUUUGAUUGUAUUAAUCACUGGUAAUUAAAGUUAAUAUAGUUUUUUUAUGACCCUCAUCAUAUAUGAAUAAUGAGUAUAUUAUAUUAAUUUACUAAAUGCAUCCAAUCCCACUUAUUAAAAAAUAUUUUUAAGAUUAAUGCAAAUUUAUUUUCUGUACACAUGAAAUAAAAAUAUUGUUAUACACAA